Cucurbita moschata (crookneck pumpkin) is the source of this 995-nucleotide messenger RNA. Its product is annotated as adenine phosphoribosyltransferase 5-like. NCBI's taxonomy places the organism in Eukaryota, Viridiplantae, Streptophyta, Magnoliopsida, Cucurbitales, Cucurbitaceae. The transcript has 7 exons. Gene Ontology annotation, biological process: adenine salvage. Bases 182 to 757 code for a protein of 191 amino acids. Gene Ontology annotation, molecular function: adenine phosphoribosyltransferase activity. Gene Ontology annotation, cellular component: cytosol; cytoplasm. The record is from RefSeq and is a predicted model, not a curated record.
GACCUUCCAUUAUUCCAACAUCUUAGAUAAGAGCGAUCUUUUCCAUACACUUCCCUUCUCCUUCUUCCCCCUUUCAUUCUGGUUUUCCCUGAAAACCUCCAUUAAAACCCUCUGUUUCUUCUUUAAAACACAAACCCACUCUCCAAGUUCAACAAACCACAGCAGGAACACCAAAACAAAAAUGUUUGCAGCAGAGAAUGGCUUAAAGGGCGACCCAAGGCUCCAAGGAAUCUCUCAAGCCAUUCGAGUAGUUCCUCACUUCCCCAAGCCUGGGAUAAUGUUUCAAGACAUUACAACGUUGUUGCUGGAUCAUAAGGCGUUUAAGGAUACUGUCGACAUUUUUGUCGAUCGUUACAGGGGAAUGAACAUCUCUGUUGUCGCUGGGGUAGAAGCCAGGGGGUUCAUGUUUGGCCCAUCAAUUGCGUUAGCCAUUGGAGCAAAGUUUGUUCCGUUAAGAAAACCCAGAAAACUUCCAGGGGAAGUGAUUUCAGAAGCUUAUGAUUUGGAGUAUGGAAAUGACUGCUUAGAAAUGCAAAUUGAUGCUGUGAAGCCAGGGGAACGUGCAUUGAUUAUCGACGAUUUGGUGGCCACUGGCGGAACCUUAUCUGCAGCAAUCAGGCUUCUGGAACGGAUGGGUGCUGAAGUGGUUGAAUGUGGUUGUGUGGUUGGAUUACGCGAAGUUAAGGGACAGCGCAGGCUUAAUGGAAAGCCGCUUUAUAUCCUUGUUGAACCACGCCAACUGGAUGGUUGUUUUUAAGGUGGGUGUGGACAUGGACGACGAACGUGCUUCUGCUUAGGCUGAGAUUGAGAAGAUGAUGCUUGAGCUAACAGGGAGGGAGGGAGGAGGGAGGGAGAGAUGAAUGAAUUGGGUGGGUUCAUUGUGUAGUAUUCUUUAGUGCUAAAUUAUGUGUCAUGUUAUUUCAACAAAAUCUAGAAUGGAAUGAACAGAGUAUUCUCAGAUCCUGAUAUUAAAAAAAAUCCCAUGAUUUUGUACA